AUUCAUUACUAAACAUGGGUGCAUUUUUGGAUAAACCCAAAACUGAAAAACAUAAUGCUCACGGUGCUGGGAAUGGUUUACGUUAUGGCCUCAGUAGCAUGCAAGGCUGGAGAGUGGAAAUGGAAGAUGCUCACACAGCUGUUGUAGGUAUUCCUCACGGCUUGGAAGACUGGUCAUUUUUUGCUGUUUAUGAUGGUCAUGCUGGAUCUCGAGUGGCAAAUUACUGUUCAACACAUUUAUUAGAACACAUCACUACCAAUGAAGACUUUCGGGCAGCUGGAAAAUCAGGAUCUGCUCUUGAACCUUCAGUGGAAAAUGUCAAGAAUGGUAUCAGAACUGGCUUUUUGAAAAUCGAUGAAUACAUGCGUAACUUUUCAGACCUCAGAAACGGGAUGUUCGGUUCAACUGCAGUGGGAGUUAUGAUUUCACCUAAGCACAUAUACUUUAUCAACUGUGGUGAUUCACGUGCCGUUCUGUAUAGGAAUGGACAAGUCUGCUUUUCUACCCAGGAUCACAAACCUUGCAAUCCAAGGGAAAAGGAGCGAAUCCAAAAUGCAGGAGGCAGUGUAAUGAUACAGCGUGUUAAUGGUUCAUUAGCAGUGUCUCGUGCUCUGGGGGACUAUGAUUACAAGUGUGUUGAUGGCAAGGGCCCAACAGAACAACUUGUUUCUCCAGAGCCUGAGGUUUAUGAAAUUUUAAGAGCAGAAGAGGAUGAAUUUAUCAUCUUGGCUUGUGAUGGGAUCUGGGAUGUUAUGAGUAAUGAGGAGCUCUGUGAAUUUGUUAAAUCUAGGCUUGAGGUAUCUGAUGACCUGGAAAAUGUGUGCAAUUGGGUAGUGGACACUUGUUUACAUAAGGGAAGUCGAGAUAACAUGAGUAUUGUACUAGUUUGCUUUUCAAAUGCCCCCAAGGUCUCAGAUGAAGCAGUGAAAAAAGAUUCAGAGUUGGAUAAGCACUUGGAAUCACGGGUUGAAGAAAUUAUGGAGAAGUGUGGUGAAGAAGGAAUGCCUGAUCUUGCCCAUGUUAUGCGCAUCUUAUCUGCUGAAAAUAUCCCAAAUUUGCCUCCUGGAGGAGGUCUUGCUGGCAAACGCAAUGUUAUUGAAGCUGUUUAUAGUAGACUGAAUCCACAUAGAGAAAGUGAUGGGGCCUCCGAUGAAGCAGAGGAAAGUGGAUCACAGGGAAAAUUGGUGGAAGCGCUCAGGCAAAUGAGAAUUAAUCAUAGGGGAAACUACCGACAACUUCUGGAGGAGAUGCUGACUAGUUACAGGCUAGCUAAAGUAGAGGGAGAAGAAAGCCCUGCAGACCCAGCUGCUCCAGCUACUUCUUCGAACAGUGAUGCUGGAAACCCAGUGACAAUGCAGGAAAGCCAUACUGAAUCAGAAAGUGGUCUUGCUGAAUUAGACAGCUCUCAUGAAGAUGCAGGGACAAAGAUGAGUGAUGAAAAAAUAUGACUUUCCUUUUUGGUAAUAUUUUUGUGAUCUUUGAUUUGAUGGUUUUUACUUAGGAAGUAUAAUGUAUGCAUUUAUAUAACCGUUUUGUUAUUUAAAUCUUGGAAAGCUAGUUUUAUUAUAUUCACAUAGCCUUGUUUUUUUUUUUUGAAAAGGCCUUUGCAUACACCUUUAUGAGAUAGUUUAAAAUUUACUACUUAUAGUACUUUGAAUUUAAUGAAAUUAUAUGUCAUUUCAUAUUGUAUGCCAGAAAUUAGGCUACCACUUAUUAAAGUCAGUAGUUAAAUACGUACUAGACAGGAUUAGAGAUUAUUGACUAGAGGGAUUAUAUUCUAUUGUGGAAAAACUUGUUAAUGUAGCAUUAUACUGCUUCAUAUUAUUUUAUAUAUUAGUACAUUCAUAGUUAGCUUUGUAAUAAAUUUGUGUUUUCUUUAAUAAUUUUAGUUCUUCAAAGAAUGGCUGAUGCUGGCUGUAAUUUUUCUUUCAAAGAUAAUUUGUGUGUUGUUUGAUUUGUUUAUAUUUUACAUCUCUGUAGUUUUGUUUUUAGAAGUUGUGAGAUAUUGGAUGUGUGGUUUUUUCCUUUCUCUGUAUUCUUUAUCAAACAUGAUUUUUGAAAAUCCUAUGUAUUAGUCAUACAUCUUUGGUUUGUAUCUUCUGUAUAGCCUAACUACACACAUCAAAAUGUAUGUCAACCAAGUGUUUAGAAUGAAAUUAUAAGUGUUUAAGUCCAAAUAAAGCAUGUGAUGUGGAAUAAUC
This is a messenger RNA of Tupaia belangeri chinensis (Chinese tree shrew), 2201 nucleotides long. RefSeq names its product protein phosphatase, Mg2+/Mn2+ dependent 1B (gene PPM1B). Gene Ontology annotation, biological process: protein dephosphorylation. The record is from RefSeq and is a predicted model, not a curated record. Gene Ontology annotation, molecular function: manganese ion binding; magnesium ion binding; protein serine/threonine phosphatase activity. NCBI's taxonomy places the organism in Eukaryota, Metazoa, Chordata, Mammalia, Scandentia, Tupaiidae.